Molecule: messenger RNA, 2420 nt
Organism: Pseudomassariella vexata
Lineage: Eukaryota; Fungi; Ascomycota; Sordariomycetes; Amphisphaeriales; Pseudomassariaceae
Exons: 2
Coding region: 441-1931 (496 amino acids)
Biological process (GO): protein sumoylation
Cellular component (GO): cytoplasm; SUMO activating enzyme complex
Molecular function (GO): SUMO activating enzyme activity
Source: RefSeq, a predicted model, not a curated record
ACAAAACCGUACGCAAUUUAACAAUCUAAUAAAUCCUGGGCGACGAGGGCGAGGGCAGGCUGAUCGAUCACAUCUGCAUCUCGUAUCUCCUACCUAAGCGAUCUUCCUCCCCAAUUAUCCAGUUGAGGCCUUACCAUCUCAUCAGGCGUCGAACGGUUGGUCUUACAAUCGGAACUGCCUUAAGUGGUGACUGGUGUCCAUCCGUCGACUACCUGGAUCUCCCGACCGGUGAUCUUCGGAAAUCGGCCUGCUCAUCUACUUCACGAAAGCUACGUCUUGAUCUUGGCGUAUCCAAUCUAUCCAUGAACCGCGACUUCUCGUGACUGCCCAGUGUUACUGGCACCUUUAGAGUCCUCGAAUUUUAGAUCUCAACUUUCACCUAGUAUCCACCACCUCUCUUGUCAACCUUGGAACAGCCCCCUGCGCCGUCGACAGCAAAAAUGGAACAGCAAGACCAUACCGCCGCACCGCCAGUGCAGCAAGUGACAGAGAAUGAUAGCCCGGCCACAAUGCCUGAGCAGCCCACACAAGAUGGCGGCAUCAUAGUCCCAGAGCACCAACCCGUGGGUUCUAACAGUGAAACGGGCAUGGGCAUGCACGUCCCGCAUGAUGGCGGUCUCAUGCUUCCCAGCCAAGAUGCCACCAUGGCUGGCCUACACGGAGUCCUCGGUGCCAACGAUGUCUUUCCUAACUCAAGCAUCAUGAUGAUGUCUAAUCAGCACAUCAUGAACCUCAACGGCGCUGUUCCUCCGCAGCUUGCCCAUGGAAAAGACAUCAGUGCAGACGAAAUCGCGUUGUACGACCGUCAGAUCCGCCUCUGGGGGAUGAAAGCACAGAAGAGAAUUCAGAGCGCCAAUGUCCUCCUCAUCACGAUGAAGGCGCUUGCCAACGAAAUCGCCAAGAAUUUGGUCCUCGCUGGCAUCGGCUCGCUCACCGUCGUGGACGACCAGAUCGUCACGGAAGGUGACUUGGGUGCCCAAUUCUUUCUCUCACAGGAGCAUAUUGGCCAAAAUCGCGCCCAGGCGGCGAGCGUCAACAUCAGAAAACUGAACCCCCGUGUGCAAGUUUUUGCAGAUCCGGGGAGCAUCAUGGCCAAAGGUGCAUCGUACUUUAAUGCAUUCGACAUCAUCAUUGCCACAGAUCUCAAUCCCACUACACUGGCCUUCAUAAACACGGCAACCCGGCUGCACGGAAAGCAAUUCUACGCGGCUGCCUCGCAUGGUUUCUACGGUUACAUAUUCUGCGAUCUGAUUGAGCAUGACUACGUGCUCCAGCGUACCAAGGGAAAUGUGGCCACGAAGAUUGGCCAAGAAACCAGAACCCGCAGUGUCAUUGACGUUAAGACCAAGAAGGAAGGCGACAAGACCAUCGAAAUGGUCACAAAACGAGAGCUGUACUCGACUUGGGAUCUUGCGUCGGAUACAAGCCUUCUUCCGGCCGAAUACCAGAACGCUAAGCGCCGGCUUAAGGCAGUCACGCCUGCGCUCUCCUGCCUGCGUGCCCUGUGGGGCUUUCAGACGCUACAGAACCGGAACCCAGGCCAUAACCGGCAGGAUCUUGAAUUCUUCACCAAGAGUGCAACUCACUGUCACCAGGUUCUUGGCCUCCCUACGGAAACGCUCCGUUCGGAGUUCCUACGGAGCUUCCUUCAGAACAUUGGUAGCGAGAUCGCUCCCGUCACAGCCAUCUUGGGCGGCCAACUCGCACAGGACGUUAUCAAUGUUCUGGGCCAAAACCAACAGCCCAUCCAAAACAUGGUUGUCUUUGAUGGCAACACGAUGCAGGCAGAGAUGUACCCGCUGCACCCCCAGGUCAACCUAGGAAGAGCGCAAUUGGAUAUGAAUAUCCCAAUGGCCGCCAAUGUGCCGCAGCCUGCAGUCGACCCAGCCAUGUAUCAUCAAUUCUCACAAAUUCCCAACACUACCAUCUAGGCUAGCAGGGCGUACCCAAAUGGCGGUUAAGGACAGGAGAGAAACAGGGAGCGUUUGUUAAGGAGACCUUGGAAAGGCACUCGUGGACCAACGUCAACCAUAAUCUGCCUAGGGUUCUGAUUGGUUGGCGACUUUUGGAAAACAAAUAAGCUGCGGUGGACUGAUAUCCUCAUGCACAUUGGGUGCAACGUUUGCCUCGCUAUCCAUAGCAUUUCUUGGUGGAGGGAAAAAAAGCCGGCUGGACAGUAGGAUAAUCAAUGACACAGUUCAUAACCUGAUUCACCAGGCCAGACUUGUGUAGAUGCUGUCAAGGAUUCCGCAGUGAAACACUGCAGCAGGGCUUCUUUAUCACUCCCAAUUAUUCUAACAUUCCACUAAUCUAUAGGCAAGCAGACCUCUGUGCGAUGUUGGUCUCAGCCAAUGGCCAACGUCGUAUGAGGUAUUGUCUGUACUUGAUUUUCAGUACCUCACGUUAAAUAUAGCAUUGCC